AUGGUUGAACAAGUAGAACAAAAUGAGAAUACAAAUAAUGGAGAUGAAAAGAAAGGAGCAAAGCGUAAUUUCAUCAUGAUCUGUUUGGCAUAUGUUUGUUCAUAUACUUCAUUGAAUGCGGUUAUUAGUUUACAAUCGAGUAUCAAUACCGAUGCAAAUAUUGGUCUGUAUUCACUAGCAAUUAUGUAUGGUAGUUCAUUGAUUACAUCGCUCUUCUUUACGACUCCUAUUGGAUAUAUUUUCGGAUACAAAUGGUCGAUUGUUAGUGGACAAUUUGGUGCUAUGAUAUAUGUUGCAUCCAACAUGUAUCCAAAACAAUGGCUAAUGUUUUCAACUGCAGUAAUAUGUGGAAUAUUUCGUGCCUGUAUGUUUAUGGCUCAAGAAGCGUAUGUUUCUAUUCUUGCUGGUGGUGGAAGUGAGGACGACGAUAAUGAUGAUGAUAAUGACACGAAAAACAGAAAAUAUUUUAGUAUAUUUUUUUCUGCAUAUCAAUCCGCGGAGAUUUGGGGAAAUCUUAUUUCAUAUAUCGUCUUAAGAAAUGUUCCAACAACUACAGAAACAAAUCUGGAACAAUGUGGAGCAAAUUUCCUAGAAAAAGAACAUGAAGACCAGCAAGAAAAUGGUCAUAUAUCUUCAACAAUAACAUACAUUCUCUUCAGUAUAUUCGCUGGAGUAAUUAUGAUAUCCGUGAUAUUGGUGGUUUUUUUUCUCAAUCAGAAACGUGAUAUUAAAAAAGAUAAUUCUAAAAAUAUAUGGCACAAAUCAAUAGAAUCUUCAUCAUUAACAUUAAAAACAUUGAUCAAACCUAUGCAUCUGAUCAUAUUUCCGCUUGGAUAUUGGACAGAAUCGGCACAAAUAUUCUUUAUGGGAUCGUUUACUAAUAGCUUCAUUACUUGUUCUGUUGGCGUUAAAUAUGUUGGGCUAAUUAUGACAAUGUAUGGUGUGACUGUUACUCUAUCUUCGAUAGCUAUCAUCUUUUUAGUCAAACGAAAAUAUAGUCGUCCAGCAUGUUUCGUGGUCGCAGCAUUGUUGAGCUACACCGUAUUUAUUGUUAUGCUAAUAUGGAAACCAGCAUCGUCACAAACUUAUGUGCUCUUCAUUCUUCCAUGUUUAUCAAGUAUUUCAACUGGUAUCACCGAGCCUUUUAUAACAGCUAUGUAUAAUUCAGUAUUUCCUGGAAAGAAAGAUACAGCUUUCUCAUUAUUAACAUUUGCUCAAACUGCAAGUUGUUUAGCUCUUCUACUCUAUGCAUCUGUGUUGCGUGUUCGUAUACAAAUUAUUCUCCAACUUAUUUUUCUUACUUUGGCCAUAUUAUCCUAUAUUAUCAUUUCAAUCAAACAGUAUCGAUCUUCAAACAACAACAAUGAUGAACAACAAAUCUCUGUUUUAAAUGAUCUCGUUAUGAUUCCUUCGAUUAGCGAAAGACUAUAG
Messenger RNA from Adineta steineri, 1431 nucleotides. The record is from the annotation of a GenBank genome assembly. Lineage: Eukaryota; Metazoa; Rotifera; Eurotatoria; Adinetida; Adinetidae.